Triticum aestivum (bread wheat) is the source of this 1590-nucleotide messenger RNA. RefSeq lists its product as uncharacterized. The record is from RefSeq and is a predicted model, not a curated record. Lineage: Eukaryota; Viridiplantae; Streptophyta; Magnoliopsida; Poales; Poaceae. The transcript is spliced from 3 exons. Bases 275 to 1408 code for a protein of 377 amino acids.
GGCGAGAUGCCCGCCCUAGUAGCACCGAGAGGCGCCUCGAUCUCGCGCAUCCAUGCGGGUGUGCCUUCCCCGGUGGCCACGACCCCCACCCUCACCCUCGUCCCCGGCCAGUGCGCCGGCCGACCAUGGGAAUAGACGGAACCUUCCGUUCGGCGACGCCCAACCCAAUAGGGCCGACGCCUCAGCGGCCGGCCUAUAAGAUCCCACCUCCUCGACGGUCAAGUAACUCCGUCGAUACUCGAUAGGAUCGUCAUAGCUGGAGCCUGGAGAGACGAUGCUCAAUGGCGCCCUCUUCUUGCUCGUCUGCGCGGCCGCACGAGCUGCUGCUUCGGGCGGAGACGGCCCGCUGCUGAACGGGAACUUCGAGUACGCGCCCAACAGGUCCCAGAUGAACGGCUCGAGGGUGAUGGCGGCGAACGCGAUCCCGUACUGGAAGGUCACCGGCUUCGUGGAGUACAUCGAGUCCGGCGCGAGGCAGGGCGACAUGGUCCUGACGGUGCCGGAAGGCCGGCACGCCGUGCAGCUGGGCACCGACUCCUCCAUCCGGCAGCAGCUCAGCGUGACGCGCGGCAAGUACUACUCCAUCACCUUCAGCGCCGCGCGCACCUGCGCCCAGUCCGAGAGGCUUAAGGUGUCGGUCGUCCCCGGCGACGACGUCGUGGCCGACGAGCUCCCCGUCCAGACGGUGUACACCAGCAGCGGCUGGGACUCCUACUCCUGGGCCUUCAAGGCCAAGCAGGGCGUCGUGUCGUUCAUCAUCCACCACGGGGACGACCAUGCGGAGGACCCCGCGUGCGGUCCCGUCAUCGACUGCGUCGCCAUUAGAGCGCUCAAUCCUCCUCGAGCCACCCGCAACAACAUGCUGAUAAAUGGGGACUUCGAGGAGGGGCCAUACAUCACCCCGGGCUCGCCGUGGGGGGUCCUGGUGCCGCCCAUGGACGAAGACGACACCUCGCCGCUGCCGGGCUGGAUGGUCAUGUCCUACUCCAAGGUGGUCAAGUACAUCGACUCGGCGCACUUCCGGGUGCCGCACGGCACCCGCGCCGUGGAGCUGGUGGCCGGCGUGGAGGUCGCGCUGGUCCAGGAGGUGGCCACCGUCCCCGGCAGCUCGUGCAGGCUGCAGUUCUCGGUGGGCGACGCGGCCAACGGGUGCGUGGCGUCGCCCAUGCGCGUGCAGGUGGCCACGGCGCGCGGGAGCAAGAGCGUGCCGUACAACUCGAAGGGCACGGGCGGGUACACGCGCGACGCGCUCGACUUCACGGCGGACGGCAACACCACGCGGGUGGUGUUCUACAGCUCGGGCUACCACACCACGUCCGACGGCAGCGGCACGCUCUGCGGGCCCGUCAUCGACGACGUCUCGCUCGUCUGCAUUUCACGCCCGCAUGCUCGCCGGUUGCUCCGCUGAUGCGUUGCACGUGCUGCUAGAGUGUGAUUUUUUCGGGAGAGCGGCUGCUGGGAAGUGGAAAAUCACUCCUGUUCCUUCUUUUCGUAAGAAAUAGUCGACCCUCCAUGCGUUGUUUCGUAACAACAAACUACUCCAUACUCAUGGAGCAUACAGAAAACAGAUCAAAUCAUCAGUUUAAUUCA